UAAGAAACCACGUGAAACCGGAUACGUGUUCGAUGAGGACGGAGUCGAGACGUGUAGUGCUGCUUCUAGCAACAGCACUAAUUUUCGAUACAACACCCGCGCAUUCGUAAGAGAACAAAUCUCCGCGACACCUACCACUACGACUCCUGCAGAACAUUUUUACGUAUCCAGUGUUGAUAUCAACCAAGUAAACCUCGUUCACGACAGCGCUGAACUAGUACAAGGAG
Amoebophrya sp. A25 is the source of this 227-nucleotide messenger RNA. The record is from the annotation of a GenBank genome assembly. NCBI's taxonomy places the organism in Eukaryota, Dinophyceae, Syndiniales, Amoebophryaceae.